Messenger RNA from Salvia miltiorrhiza (redroot sage), 710 nucleotides. RefSeq lists its product as uncharacterized. The record is from RefSeq and is a predicted model, not a curated record. Gene Ontology annotation, molecular function: zinc ion binding. The transcript is spliced from 2 exons. Bases 176 to 589 code for a protein of 137 amino acids. Lineage: Eukaryota; Viridiplantae; Streptophyta; Magnoliopsida; Lamiales; Lamiaceae.
GCCGGAAGUGUGCCUCACAACCGCCGGUCCGAUAUGUUAAACGACGUUGUUUUUAAUAGUGAUAAACGACGUCGUUUCUCACUGAAUCGUUGAAUUUAUGUUAAAUAUGAAGGACUUCUCCCAAUUCAUUCCUAUUUUGUAGCUGAAUCUAGGGUUCGUCAGCAAAUCAGGUGAAAUGCCCUCAUCGUCUGCGACUUCCAGCCAAUGUCACUUAGAAAUGAACUCACGGAAUUGCCAUUGUAAAGCUCCGGUCAAAAAAGAGAUCUCAAGAACUACCAAGAAUCCUGGGCGCGAAUUUUACUGCUGCGCUUAUGGAUCGUGUAAGUAUUUUGAAUGGGUUGAUUCUCAACCAAGGUCAUCAUCUUCUUCAUUCGUACAUGAGAACUGCUGUGAAAAGAUCAACUUUUGGAUUGGGGAAUACUUCAAGAUUUCUGACUCAAAUGCUGUCUUCUUGAAGCAUAAUCAUGAGCUAAGAGUGCAACUCGCCAUUUUGGAGGCUGCAAAGAAGGGAAAUGAGAGACAGAUUGUAGUUCAACGCUUUGUCAUUGUUGGGCUUUUGGUGAUUGUGUUAGGUCUAAUGUUUAGAUAGGUUGUGGAGAUGGCAUUUUCUUUGAUUUUGUUGGGCUAAUGUUUAGAUAGAUUGUAGUUUAAUCCAUGACAUUUUGUAUGAUCUUGAACCUUUUGUAAUGACACUAGCAUAAUUUGGUGGA